GUGAGAAUGAGUGAAAAACACUUCAUCAUCUUCAUAAACUCUCACACCUCCCUCUCUCAAAUCACAACACACAGAAAUGGAUCGUGGCUGCCAAAACUACGUCGUCUACCCAGUCAUUUGCUUCCUAGCACUCAACUUAACACUCUCUCUUCUCGUCAUGCAAUCGGACGGCAGAUAUCUCCGGCCAUCAGACCACGGCUUAUCAUACCAAGACACGGCAGAGCCGACCAAAGAAACCGACCCGGAAAUGCUCUCCUUCUUUAACAACGGAAAAAGGGUGUCGUUACCCGAGGCCAAGAACUUAACCACCGGCGCCGGCUCCGCUGGAGGCUUUUCUCCUGGUUCCGAUCCGGCGGCGGCGGCGUGGUGGAGAAACAGAGAAAAGAAGAGGUCACGUGACAUUCACAAAAAUCACGUGAGGGAAAUAUUACUCAUAAGCAGCCUGGUCUGCGGGCUGGGCGGCGUCGUUUUGCUGGUGGUUUCGGCUUUCCUGUUUAUUCUGCGGUACAGAAAGCAGCGGCCACAGCUGGAGGUGCAAAGGUCAAAAGAGUCAAAGGACAGGUCUGUGUCUACGUCAGCGUCCGCGUCACAAUUGCCUUUGGCACUUAAGAACUAAUAAUAAUAAUUAGUGGAUAUGAAAAUGGCACUUUUAAUUGAUGUAUUUGUAAAUGUUGAUUAGUACUAAAUUGCUGCAGUGACAGUUACAUUUCCAGUGAUAUUAUUUUUUUGCCCUUUAUUGUGAGUGGGAUUUAAAAGCUGCAUGCUUGGGACUUGGGUGUAACUAAUGAAUUAUGAUGUUGAUAGAUUAA
This is a messenger RNA of Coffea eugenioides, 809 nucleotides long. RefSeq lists its product as uncharacterized. The transcript has a single exon. The record is from RefSeq and is a predicted model, not a curated record. Lineage: Eukaryota; Viridiplantae; Streptophyta; Magnoliopsida; Gentianales; Rubiaceae. Bases 77 to 616 code for a protein of 179 amino acids.